CCCAUGUCCACCAAGUUCUACACUUGUGCUGACGCAAUUCCUGUUUUCCUCCAAGAAAGGGACAUUUUCUUGAGGGAAACUUCCCACAACGCCUACCGUCGAUCUUCAUAUGUCCUCUCUCACUCUAUAAUCUCCCUCCCAUCCCUAGCCUUCCUCUCGAUUGCAUUCUCGACAACCACCUAUUGGGCCGUGAGCCUAGCAGGUGGGAUCCCGGGCUUCUUUUUCUUCUUGCUCUUCAUUUUCUUGUCCUUUUGGGCAGGUUCGUCUUUCGUGACGUUCCUGUCUGGGGUAAUCUACAAUGUCAUGGUGGGGUACACUGUGGUCGUGGCGAUCCUCGCCUACUUCGUCCUCUUUAGCGGCUUCUUCAUAAGCAGAGACAGAAUUCCGCCUUACUGGAUAUGGUUCCACUACGCGUCGUUUGUGAAGUACCCCUUUCAAGGGGUUUUGCAAAACGAGUUCAGUGACUCGAAGGGGUGUUUUGUGAAGGGUGUGGAGAUUUUUGAGGGGUCGCCAUUGAAUGGCGUCCCGAAAGAGAUGAAGCUGAAGCUGCUGGAGAAGAUGAGUGAGACGUUGGGGAUGAAUAUUACUGCGUCAACUUGUUUGACUAAUGGGACUGAUAUACUGAAGCAGUCUGGGCUCACUGAUCUUGACAAAUGGAGUUGCCUUUGGGUCACCAUUGCUUGGGGUUUUUUCUUUAGAGUUCUCUUUUAUUUUACUUUGUUGGUUGGAAGCAAAAACAAGAGAAAGUAGCUCAAUUGUAUAUGGCAAUGAGUCAGUCUAGCUAACCAGAAGAUACAUAUUUCAUUAUGAUCUCAC
Cuscuta europaea is the source of this 816-nucleotide messenger RNA. The record is from the annotation of a GenBank genome assembly. Lineage: Eukaryota; Viridiplantae; Streptophyta; Magnoliopsida; Solanales; Convolvulaceae.